Messenger RNA from Hyphopichia burtonii NRRL Y-1933, 675 nucleotides. RefSeq lists its product as uncharacterized. Lineage: Eukaryota; Fungi; Ascomycota; Pichiomycetes; Serinales; Debaryomycetaceae. The record is from RefSeq and is a predicted model, not a curated record. The transcript has a single exon. Bases 1 to 675 code for a protein of 224 amino acids.
AUGUCUCAUAGAUGUCGAUCAUUGCAAAGACUACCUAAAAGGCUUUUGUCUUCACCCCCAACCCAUUUUAAUAAUCCAAAUUCAACUCCUCGUCCUUUUGGUGAAGAAAUGACUCAAGUCGAGUCAAUUUCUUCAUCGCCACCAAGUACAAUUCCAACUGCAGCAUCACCUCCGACUCCCCCUUCUUCAAUGGGCCAUGGUACUGGUAAUGGAGGAUCCGGAUUUGUUCGGGAAUUCGUUUCAUUAUUAACAAUUGGUGUCCUUUCCUAUUUAGCAAUUGAUAACUAUUCAACUAGAGUCAAAUUAGAAAAAGUUAACAAAGAAUUAAAUAGUAUCAAUUUAAAGAGAUUCCAAGUCGAACAAGCUAAAUUCUUAAACUAUAAUAAACAAAAAGACGUUCAAAUUUUACAAGAAAGAAGAGAACAUUCAAAAAGAGAUUUCAAAAUGUCAUUACACAUCGCCUUACUAAGAAAACAAUUGAAGGAAGCCGGCUUAAACCCAAUUGAUAUCGAUCAGGUCAUUAAACAAUUUGAAUCAAACGUAAAAGCUGAUUAUUCGAGUAAAAAUAUCACCGGUCAAGCAAUGUGGUUGAAGGAUGAAAGUGAUUUGAAAUCCUAUUUCCCUAACCCCCGUGAUUAUGAUAAGAAACAAAUCGACCCGGGAUUGAAAGAUUAG